AUGGAGGUGAUGCCAGAGAUUGCUUGUGUCAUCAUCUUUUUUCUGCUAUAUAUUAGUUCUUCAUUGUUCUUCCUCUACAAUCCUAAUAUCAUCCACAAGAAGAAACGUCUAGCCUUUUUCUGCAGACACAUCUCUCACAGAGGAGGCGCUGGUGAGAGGAUAGAAAACACUUUGGAAGCUUUCACACAUGCUGCUACCACAGGAACUGAUAUGCUUGAGUUAGACUGUCACCUGUCCCUGGAUGGUCAAGUGAUUGUAUCACAUGAUGAAAACCUACUGAGACAGACAGGAAGUGAUGUUACAAUAUCGUCGCUUAAAGCACAGGACUUGCCUCUUUACAAAGAGAAACUUGAGGUCACUUUUGAUGUUGAUCACUUUAGCUCAGGAAAAGACAGGAGGUUUGCCCUAUUGGAGGAAAUCUUCAAGAAAUUCCCUCGAAUGCCUGUCACCCUUGAAAUAAAAAAGAAUGACAGUGUACUGGCAAGAAAGGUCUCCUCCUUAGUGAGACAGUAUGACAGAGAGGACAUCACUGUUUGGGCUACUGGGGAUUCAGAUGUCAUGGCAAAAUGCCGGAAAGAGAACCCAAACAUGCCUUUCAUGUUUACUGAAAAACGGGGGUUCCUCCUUCUGGUACUGUACUAUACCGGGUUGCUACCAUUUGUACCCUUGGAGGAGAGUCUUCUGCAGUUUUAUUUCCCAAGAGUUUUCAACAGAACAUACAUUGCAGAUGAGUGGUAUUUCAGGAAUAAGGUUACAGUGUAUCUUAUUGAAAAGCUGACCAUGAGAAAGACUUUGUUUCAUCAUUUGACCAAACGUGGGAUUCAGGUCCAGCUGUUUGUUUGUAAUAGAGAGAAUGAUAUGGAUGCUGCUUUUAAAGUGGGAGCAACAGGGCUUAUGACUGACUAUCCAACCCUACUAUCAAAGUACCUCCACAAACAUCCUCCACCUGAAAUCAAAUAACUUAUACU
Molecule: messenger RNA, 968 nt
Organism: Chanos chanos (milkfish)
Lineage: Eukaryota; Metazoa; Chordata; Actinopteri; Gonorynchiformes; Chanidae
Gene: gdpd3b
Product: glycerophosphodiester phosphodiesterase domain containing 3b
Exons: 10
Coding region: 1-960 (319 amino acids)
Biological process (GO): glycerophospholipid catabolic process
Cellular component (GO): endoplasmic reticulum membrane
Molecular function (GO): phosphatidylcholine lysophospholipase A1 activity; phosphoric diester hydrolase activity
Source: RefSeq, a predicted model, not a curated record